AUGUAUAAUCUUAUAUUUUUUGUACUCCCUAACAUUGUUUAUUUAAUUUCUGUUUCCUUUUCUGUAUUGCAGGUUGUAUCUUUAUUUGGCCUGUCAAAUGGUUUGAUGUGCGGAAAGCAAGGUGCAGAUAUCGUUUUUGUCUUGGAUUCUUCCUUCAGUAUCUGGAGAAUACAUUUCCAGGAACAACUAAGAUUUGUCGUCAAUGUGGUCGACCAGUUCCCAGUUGGCAAAAACCAAGGUGACUUUCAUAUCGCAGUGAUCACCUACAGCGAGAACGUGACGGUCCAGUUCCACCUGAAGGACUUCGUCGACAAGGAACAAUUGAAACGGGCGGUAAUGCGAAUUAAGCGGCCGGUAGAGGGCGGGACUUACACGUUCCGGGCCCUGAAAUACGCCCGACAACGAAUGUUUAUCACAAGGAACGGAGGACGAACAUAUUCGGAUAAGAUCAUUAUCGUCAUCACCGAUGGACUGUCACAGAAUACGACAGCGACCCGAAUUAUGCGUUUUUUUAUUUUCUUUCUUUCAUUUAAUUUUUCUUUGUAUCUUCCUCAUAUGUUUUUGUUUUCCGCCACUUCCUCGUCUUCCUCAUCUGUUUUCCCCCUCUUCCUCCUCUUUCUCUUGCUCGUCUUCCUCAUGUGUUUUCUCCCUCUUCCUCCUCUUUCUCUUGCUCGUCUUCUUCCUCUGUUUUCUUCCUCUUCCUCCUCUUUCUCUUCCUCGUCUUCCACAUCUGUUUUCUCCCUCUUCCUUCUCUUUCUCUUCCUCGUCUUCCUCAUCUGUUUUCCCCCUCUUCCUCCUCUUUCUCUUGCUCGUCUUCCACAUCUGUUUUCUCCCUCUUCCUCCUCUUUCUCUUGCUCGUCUUCAUCAUCUGUUUUCUCCCUCUUCCUCCUCUUUCUCUUGCUCGUCUUCAUCAUCUGUUUUCUCCCUCUUCCUCCUCUUUCUCUUGCUCGUCUUCUUCCUCUGUUUUCUCCCUCUUCCUCCUCUUUCUCUUCCUCGUUUUCCUCAUCUGUUUUCUCCACCUUCCUUCUCUUUCUCUUCCUCGUCUUCCUCAUCUGUUUUCUCCCUUUUCCUCCUCUUUCUCUUCCUCGUCUUCCUCAUCUGUUUUCCCCCUCUUCCCCCUCUUUCUCUUGCUCGUCUUCAUCAUCUGUUUUCCCCUCUUCCUCCUCUUUCUCUUGCUCGUCUUCUUCCUCUGUUUUCUCCCUCUUCCUCCUCUUUCUCUUCCUCGUUUUCCCUCAUCUGUUUUCUCCACCUUCCUUCUUUUCUCUUCCUCGUCUUCCUCAUCUGUUUUCUCCCUCUUCCUCUUUUCUCUUCCUCGUCUUCCUCAUCUGUUUUCUCCCUCUUCCUCCUCUUUCUCUUGCUCGUCUUCCUCAUCUGUUUUCUCCCUCUUCCUCCUCUUUCUCUUGCUCGUCUUCCUCAUCUGUUUUCUCCCUCUUCCUCCUCUUUCUCUUCCUCGUCUUCCUCAUCUGUUUUCUCCACCUUCCUUCUCUUUCUCUUCCUCGUCUUCCUCAUCUGUUUUCUCCCUCUUCCUCCUCUUUCUCUUCCUCGUCUUCCUCAUCUGUUUUCCCCCUCUUCCUCCUCUUUCUCUUGCUCAUCUUCCUCAUCUGUUUUCUCCCUCUUCCUCCUCUUUCUCUUGCUCGUCUUCCACAUCUGUUUUCUCCUCUUCUUCCUCCUUUUCUCUUGCUCGUCUUCCACAUCUGUUUUCUCCCUCUUCCUCCUCUUUCUCUUGCUCGUCUUCCUCAUCUGUUUUCUCCCUCUUCCUCCUCUUUCUCUUCCUCGUCUUCCUCAUCUGUUUUCCCCCUCUUCCUCCUCUUUCUCUUCCUCGUCUUCCUCAUCUGUUUUCUCCCUCUUCCUCCUCUUUCUCUUCCUCGUCUUCCUCAUCUGUUUUCUCCCUCUUCCUCCUCUUUCUCUUGCUCGUCUUCCUCAUCUGUUUUCUCCCUCUUCCUCCUCUUUCUCUUCCUCGUCUUCCACAUCUGUUUUCUCCCUCUUCCUCCUCUUUCUCUUCCUCGUCUUCCACAUCUGUUUUCUCCCUCUUCCUCCUCUUUCUCUUCCUCGUCUUCCUCAUCUGUUUUCUCCUUCUUCCUCCUCUUUCUCUUGCUUGUCUUCCUCAUCUGUUUUCUCCCUCUUCCUCCCCCUUUUCCUCUUCUGUUUUCUCCCUCUUCUUCCUCUUCCUCCUCUUCCUCCUCUUCCUCUUCUGUUUUCUCACUCUUUCUCUUGCUCCUUUCUUUUUUUUCUUCAUCUUUUGUUUUCUCUCUCUCCCUCAUCUGUGUCUUUGUCUUCCUCACCUUCCUCUUUUGUUUUCUCCUUUUUCCUCCUCUUCCACUUCCUCAUCAGUUUUCUUUCUCUUCCUCCUCUUCGAUUUUCUCCCUCCUCUUCCUCUUCCUCGUCCAUUUUCUUCCCCUUCCUCCUCUUCCUCUUCCUUGUCCAUUUUCUUUCUCUUACUCCGCUUUCUCUUCUAUUUUCUCCCUUUUCCUCCUCUUCCUGAUAUAUCUUCUUCCUCUUCCUCUUCUGUUUUUAUCCUCUUCCUCCUCCUCCACUUCCUCAUUCACCUUCCUCUUUCUCCUAAUCCUCUUCUUCCUCUUCAUUUUUUUUUCUCUUCCCCUUCAGUUUUUUUCUCUUCAUUUUCUGUUCUCUUCCUCUUUUCUUUUCUCGUUCUUUUUCUUCCGUUUUCUUUCUUUUCUGCUUCAUUUUCUUUCACUGAAUCUAGAAAACUCUUACUUUUUUUCAUUUUUCUCUUUUCUUCAUGUGAUUUAG
This is a messenger RNA of Acanthosepion pharaonis, 2751 nucleotides long. The record is from the annotation of a GenBank genome assembly. NCBI's taxonomy places the organism in Eukaryota, Metazoa, Mollusca, Cephalopoda, Sepiida, Sepiidae.